CUCGCGCUCUUCGACCGAUCUCACGGUGCGACGAAUCUCGACGUCGUUUCGUCCUUCCUCCAUUGCGCACCCGUCGGACUGUGCGUGUGUGUGCGUGUUUGUGUCUUCUCUUCAUCGCUCUCUACACCAUCAUUAGCUCCUCUUCUUCUUCACUUCCUUCGCGUGUUCGCUUUAUCAUUCCUCUUAUCAAGCACGCCGAAGUGAUCGUACCAUCCUCACCUGAUCGUGCUUGAGUUCUUUCGCGAUUUCUUCUUCCCUUUUCUCUUGGGUCAGUUUGGAGCGAAUCGCGGUUUUGUCUCUUGCGAAAUUCUCAUAUCUUCUUCCGCGGGACGAGUGAAACGAGUCCUGCCAGAGAGAAGCUCCUAAACAGUAGCCUCUUGCGAAUCUGCACCGGUACGGCUUCGGGAACUCCAUCCAGCGGUCGCUAGUCGUUUUUCCUUCACCGCCCAAGGAUGCUGCUACGUCGGGCAGGGCUCGCGCUUGGCGGUUCCUUACGCCAGCAGCUACAGCGCCACCCAAUUCAGGAAGGUUCCCAGCUGCGAUGGCUUUCAAACGGAAACCGGAAGACGCAUCCCAAGAUCCUCAUCACAGGUGGACUUGGCCAGUUGGGAGUCGAGUGUGCCAAACUGCUUCGCAGUCAGUACGGCGACGAAAGUGUCAUCCUGUCCGAUAUCAUCAAACCGAGCGACGCGAUCGUCAACAGUGGCCCGUACAUCUUUGCCGACAUUCUGGACUUCAAGGGUCUGCAGAAGAUUGUCGUCAACCACCGGGUGGACUGGAUCAUUCACUUUUCGGCCCUCCUCAGCGCGAUCGGCGAGCAGAAUGUGCCGCUGGCCGUGCGCGUCAACAUCGAGGGAAUGCAUAACGUGCUCGAGCUGGCGAAGCAGUACAAACUGCGCAUCUUCGUACCGAGUACGAUCGGUGCCUUUGGUCCGGAUAGUCCCAGAAGUCCGACACCCAACGUUACGAUUCAGCGUCCCCGGACGAUCUACGGUGUGUCGAAGGUGCACGCCGAGCUGAUGGGCGAGUACUAUCACCACAAGUUUGGGCUGGACUUCCGCUGCCUGCGGUUUCCGGGUGUGAUCUCGAGCGAUCCUCCUGGCGGUGGCACGACCGAUUACGCCGUUGCGAUAUUCUUCGAGGGCCUGAAGACGGGCAAAUACCAAUGCUACCUGAAGCCGGACACGCGCCUUCCGAUGAUGUACAUCGAGGAUUGUCUGCGCUCACUGCUGGAGUUCAUGACUGCCCCAGAGGAGCAGCUAAAGCGCCGGGUGUACAAUGUCACCGCCAUGUCGUUCACGCCCGAGGAGCUGGUCGACAAGCUGGCCAAAUAUAUCCCGGAGCUGCACGUGAGCUAUCGCCCCGACAGCCGGCAGCUCAUUGCCGACUCGUGGCCGCAGAUUUUCGACGACUCCGAGGCUCGCCAGGACUGGGGCUGGCAGCACAAGUAUGAUCUGGACAGACUUGUCGACUUGAUGGUGCGAGAUGUGACCGAGAAUUACAUCAAGAAGGCACCACAAUAAUAUGUUUCUCAGAUCUAUGGGAUCAAUAAAAAGUAUAUACUUCAAGUAAGCAUUUAAUCAUUUAAGUGAC
Anopheles coustani is the source of this 1593-nucleotide messenger RNA. RefSeq names its product L-threonine 3-dehydrogenase, mitochondrial (gene Tdh). Lineage: Eukaryota; Metazoa; Arthropoda; Insecta; Diptera; Culicidae. The record is from RefSeq and is a predicted model, not a curated record. Bases 453 to 1523 code for a protein of 356 amino acids. The transcript is spliced from 3 exons. Gene Ontology annotation, biological process: L-threonine catabolic process. Gene Ontology annotation, molecular function: L-threonine 3-dehydrogenase activity.